AUGGAUUAUAAUAAUAAAGAUUUUCCUAUUUUAUUUGUCUCUCAUGGUUCUACUAUGAUGCUUGGCGAGGAGUCUGUUGUUAGUAGAGAUUGGGAAGAACAAGGAAGGAAUGCUGAAAGGAAUGGCGUUCAGGGUGUAAUUAUAUUGGGUGCUCAUUGGGAAAAGACUGGUCAAAAUCUUGUUCACGUAUCUAUCAAGGAGCCACCAGGAAUGAAUCCAAUUUCAUGGGUGGCAAAAGAAAAAUAUGAAAAUUAUCGUAUCAAUUGCAGCAAGGAUCUAGGUACAACGGUUGGAAAUAUUCUUACAAAUGGAGGAAUAAAUGUUGUAUUAGAUGAUACAGAUGACUGGAUUCAUGACUCAUUAAUUCCUUUAAAGUGGAUGUUUCCAAAAAAGUGCCCUCCUGUUACACUUCUAUCAAUAAAUUCAAAAUAUGAUGCUGCGUUUCACGCCAAAAUUGGUAAGUUAUUAUCGCACUUAAGAUCGCAAAAGAUUUUGUUGAUAGGUACAGGUGGCGCAGUUCAUAACUUAUAUAGAAACUAUUGGCCGCAAAUUGUGAUUCAUAGGAAUAAUUUUGCUCAGGAAGUACCACCAGAUCAGUGGGCUCUUGAUUUCAGAGAUUACUUUUAUGAUGCUAUCCAUACGAAUCCUUGUACCGGGAAAGCAAGUAUAAGAGAGGGUGUUUUAAGAUUAAUGCAUAACCCAAGGUUUAGGGAUGCUCAUGGUACAGAUGACCAUUACAUGUCGGCUUGUUUUGUUGCUGGUGCUUCUAAAGAAAGAGAAGUUGGAUAUUUGACAAGUGAAGUGUGGGAACUUCAAAAUAUGGGAAACUCUCAAUACAUUAUCGGUUCUUGGUGA
Debaryomyces fabryi is the source of this 855-nucleotide messenger RNA. Its product is annotated as DODA-type extradiol aromatic ring-opening family dioxygenase. The record is from RefSeq and is a predicted model, not a curated record. Gene Ontology annotation, molecular function: oxidoreductase activity, acting on single donors with incorporation of molecular oxygen; zinc ion binding; ferrous iron binding. Bases 1 to 855 code for a protein of 284 amino acids. The transcript has a single exon. Lineage: Eukaryota; Fungi; Ascomycota; Pichiomycetes; Serinales; Debaryomycetaceae.